UUUUUCUCUUUUUCUUUCCCCUUUUUAUACAUUUUUUUUUUUUAUAUAUCUUAUUCGUAAAUAUUAUUUGUCAAAAAAAAAAUAUAUAUGUAUUUAUAUAAAACUAAUACAUUGUGUAUAGCAAAAUGGGUCGUAAAAAGAUUAGAAUCCAGCCCAUUACUGAUGAUCGUAAUAGACAGGUCACAUUUCUUAAAAGAAAAUAUGGUUUAAUGAAGAAGGCUUAUGAACUUAGCGUACUUUGUAACUGUGAAAUUGCUCUCAUCAUUUUAAACAACUCGAAUAAUAAGCUUGUUCAGUAUGCAAGUAACGAUAUUGAUAAAGUAUUAAUGAGAUAUACUGAGUAUGACGAACCUUAUGAAAGCAAAAGUAACGACGAUUUUACAAAUGCUAGUGAAAAAGGCGACGAUGAUGUUUCACAUGACUUGUCUGAUCAUGAAGAUCAACAAGUUGUUCAGUCUCAACAGCAACAAUAUCAACCGAACCCUUUACCGAUGACAGAUUAUGCGCAAGCUACUAAUGAUCAGACCAAUAUGGUCCAACGUCCAAUGCCUGCCAACUAUGAAAUGUAUCCAAUGUAUAUGACAACAACAGCAACAUCAUCAACAACAGCAACAUCAACAACAUCAACAACAUCAACAACAUCAACAACAUCAACAACAUCAACAACAUCAACAACAACAACAUCAACAACAUCAACCAAGACCAAUGCUUUACUCUCAUACACCUCCUCCUCCACAGCAGACCGUAAUGGGUCAUCACAAUUCAAAUAACAUGACUUAUCCUUCACCUCCUCAACCAAUGUAUGUCCAACCAAUGUCAAAUAAAGACCAUAAUAGUAUGCCACCUCCACCUCCACCUAUAUCUUCUCCUUCCUCUGAGUUCGAUAACAACUCUAAAACUGACAAACGACCGAAUCUUCGCGUCCACAUACCUAACGAAAGCCCUGAACCCUCUAGUAUACAGCCUCUUCAGGCUCCUCAAACAAAUAGAGCCGCAGCAACAGCAGCAGCAGCGGCGGCGGCAG
This is a messenger RNA of Mucor mucedo, 1024 nucleotides long. RefSeq lists its product as uncharacterized. The transcript is spliced from 5 exons. Gene Ontology annotation, biological process: positive regulation of transcription by RNA polymerase II; cell differentiation. The record is from RefSeq and is a predicted model, not a curated record. Lineage: Eukaryota; Fungi; Mucoromycota; Mucoromycetes; Mucorales; Mucoraceae. The coding region runs from base 126 to 770 and encodes 214 amino acids. Gene Ontology annotation, molecular function: DNA-binding transcription factor activity, RNA polymerase II-specific; RNA polymerase II cis-regulatory region sequence-specific DNA binding; protein dimerization activity.